AUGGCCGCCUCCUCCUGGCCCGCCCUCCGGGUCGCCGCCACCGCCGGCGCGCAUGCGCCCGCCCGUGCGCCUGCGCCUGACGGCUCCGCCGCGAAACGCGCUGCCUGCUUCACGGCGGCGCCCAGCGACCCACCUCCUUCCGGCCCCAAGCUCUGUCGCAAAACGCACCGCCCCCCUCGCUGCCUGCUUUACGGCCGCGCCCAGCGACCCUCCUCCUUCCGCUCCGCAGCAACAGGGGCGCUGAGGGGGCCGUUGGGCGGGUUUGGAGGCGCCAUGGCCUGCCCUUUGAACGGGCCGUUGCCUGCGGGGUUAGGGCGGCUGACACAGUGUGCAGGACUGAACUCUUCAAGUUCCAGUAAUGUUCAAGGAAGGGAGAAGUGCUGCUUCGGUCCCGCUACAGAUGGGGAGCAGCGGCCCGGCCAGGAGUCAGCCCCGUGCGUCCUGAACCAGAUUUCGGUCUCUAACCAGCCUUACCAGAGGCUGGGACGGUGGAUGGAGGACGUGACCGGAGAUCAGGGGGUGUUGAAGGAGAUUAUCCGUGAGGGGGCUGGAGACCUGGUGCCCCCAGACGCUUCCGUUUCAGUAAAGUACGCUGGCUACCUGGAGCACAUGGAUCAGCCCUUUGACACCAACUGGUAUAGGAAGCUCCCUCGGCUGAUGAAGCUCGGAGAAGAGAUCACGCUGGGAGGCAUGGAGGUGGGCCUCCUGACCAUGCGGAAGGGAGAGCUGGCCCGCUUCCUCUUCAAACCGGCCUACGCCUACGGCCGCAUGGGCUGCCCGCCCCUCAUCCCCGCCAACACCACCGUCCUGUUCGAGAUGGAGCUGCUCGACUUCCUGGACUCGGCGGAGGCAGACAGGUUCUUCGCCCUGCCCGUCGAGCAGCAGGACCAGUUCCCACUUCAGCAGGUGCUGAAGGUGGCAGCCACCGAACGGGAGUUUGGCAACUACCUCUUCCGCCAGCAUCGCUUCCAUGAUGCCAAAGAAAGAUACAAGCGGGCCUCCGUGAUCUUGGGCCGCCAGUCGGCCAGCCCCGAGGAGCGGGACCAGGUGGAGGCUGCCAAACUGCUGGUCCUCCUCAACUUGGCUUUCACUUAUCUGAAACUGGAGCGGCCCGCCCGGGCCCUGAUGGUCGGAGAGCAAGCCCUGGCCAUCGACCCGAAGAACCCCAAGGCCCUGUUCCGGUGCGGGCAGGCCUGCCGCCUCAUGACCGACUAUGAGCAAGCCCGCAACUUCCUGGUCCGAGCCCAGAAAGAGCAGCCCUUAAACCACGACAUCAACAACGAACUGAAGCAACUGGCCAGCUCUUACCGGGACUACAUGGAUAAAAAGAAGGAAAUGUGCGCCCGGAUAUUUGCGCCCCUAAACUCCUCCCCAGAAGGACGGGACUAGAGGUGUCCCGUUUGGCAUUUCCGUCUCUCAGCCGUGAGGGAGGAAACGUGGCCCGCUCGGCCGGUGACCGGUGAAAAGCGGCUUCCCUGUUUUGGGCCCGCUUGGCGGCUAAACUGAAGGUUGAUUUGUUCCCGGAAGGUGGCUCUCCGUACCCCCUCCCCAGUGGCCCCCUCCCAGCUCUGCCCGUGGCUGAUGGGACUGGGCACAGAGCUGCAAGCCCAGCUUGCUUUAGGUGUUCCCCCGAGAGUCGCCCUUUAUUUUUAUUUUUUUUUAUUUGGGGGGUAAUUCUGUUUAAUAGUGUUUGUGUUGUAAAGAAAUAAAACCAGUGUUUCCCCGUCCCUGGGAUGCCA
Molecule: messenger RNA, 1739 nt
Organism: Tachyglossus aculeatus (Australian echidna)
Lineage: Eukaryota; Metazoa; Chordata; Mammalia; Monotremata; Tachyglossidae
Gene: FKBP6
Product: FKBP prolyl isomerase family member 6 (inactive)
Exons: 10
Coding region: 1-1389 (462 amino acids)
Molecular function (GO): protein binding; peptidyl-prolyl cis-trans isomerase activity
Source: RefSeq, a predicted model, not a curated record